AUGAAUUCUAUAAGUUGGUAUUUCAUUGUUCUUCUGUUUUCUUUAUCCUUAACAUGUUCAUCAGCAAGCACACUUGAUGAUGAUACUAACAAUAACGAAAACUUGGUGGAAUGCCUUUAUCAAUAUUCGAAUAAUUCAACAUCAACAUCUAAGCUUGUUUACACCAAAUCCAACUCAUCCUACUCAUCCGUACUCCAAUUCUCCAUUCAAAACCUGAGAUUCGAAACGAACACAACGUCAAAGCCCCUUGUAAUCGUAACACCCUCAGAAAUAUCCCAAAUCCAAGCCACAAUCAUAUGUUCGAAACGCCAUGGCAUGCAGAUUAGAACUCGAAGCGGCGGCCAUGACUAUGAAGGCCUCUCAUACGUUUCAGAAGUUCCGUUCGUCAUCAUUGACCUCAUCAACUUGAGUGAGAUCCACGUGGACGCAGAUAACCGUACUGCAUGGGUCCAAGCUGGUGCAACUAUUGGUCAACUUUACUAUGCAAUCAGCCAAAAAAGCAAAACCCUAGGAUUUCCCGCCGCCGUGUGCUCCACCGUAGGAGUUGGUGGGCAAUUCAGUGGUGGCGGCUAUGGAUUCUUGAUGCGUAAAUACGGCCUCGCUGCUGAUAACAUCAUCGAUGCUCACAUUAUUGAUGUCAAUGGUAGAUUACUUGACAGGGAAGCCAUGGGUGAGGAUCUCUUUUGGGCCAUUAGAGGUGGCGGUGGAGCAAGCUUUGGAGUAAUAAUUUCAUGGAAGAUACAGCUAGUUACGGUUCCAUCAACUGUAACAGUGUUCAGAGUCGCAAGAACUCGAGAACAAAACGCAACUGAGCUUGUUCAUAAGUGGCACCUUGUGGCAAAUAAACUAGACGACAACCUAACCAUCAGGAUCAUCUUGCAGAGACUGAACUCAUCAUCAUCAAGUAAUAAACAAGGGAGUUUAACAGUACAAGCCACAUUUGAAUCCAUGUUUCUUGGAACUGUGGAUGAACUCAUUCCACUGGUGCAAGAACGCUUCCCUGAAUUGGGUUUGCUUAAACAAGAUUGCUCUGAGAUGAGUUGGAUCCAAUCAGUGCUUUACCUGGGUGGUUUCUCAAGCAAUGAAUCCCCUCAAGUGUUGCUGAACAGAACUCAAUCUUCUGUGUUUUAUUUCAAAGGGAAAUCAGAUUAUGUGACGGUUCCAAUUCCUGAGUCAGGUGUAGAAGGUUUGUGGCCUCUGUUUUAUGAAGAUGAGGCACAAUAUGCACUCAUGAUAUUCAAUCCAUACGGGGGAAGAAUGGAUGAGAUUCCAGAAUCUGAGAUUCCGUUCCCACAUAGAGCUGGGAACAUAUGUAAGAUUCAGCAUAUAGUGUAUUGGGUAGAGGAGGGGGAUGACGUGGCAGAAAGGCAUAUGAAUUGGAUUAGAAGGGUUUAUAGUUACAUGGAACCUUUUGUGUCAAAGUCCCCUAGAGCUGCAUAUGUCAAUUAUAGAGACCUUGACAUUGGGGUCAAUAACAAAAAUGGCUACACAAGUUAUAAGAAAGCUAGCGUUUGGGGUCUUAAGUAUUUCAAGAAUAAUUUCAAUAGAUUGGCACAUGUGAAGACCAAGGUUGAUCCUCUUAACUUCUUUAGAAAUGAACAAAGUAUACCUUCUCUUUUGCCUCUGGGACGCAAAUAG
Molecule: messenger RNA, 1638 nt
Organism: Arachis duranensis
Lineage: Eukaryota; Viridiplantae; Streptophyta; Magnoliopsida; Fabales; Fabaceae
Product: berberine bridge enzyme-like 28
Exons: 2
Coding region: 1-1638 (545 amino acids)
Molecular function (GO): FAD binding; oxidoreductase activity
Source: RefSeq, a predicted model, not a curated record